GCAAACAGCCGUGAUAAAAUAUAGGUACUGCAUCGUUAUCUUAUCAUAACCUAGGUAGGUACCUAUAUUCAUUUGCGCCUCAACAGCAUGUAGAAUUCAGCGUCAACUUCUUUUAGCCACGCAAUGCCGGGAGAGCGCAUCGUCCUUGAUGGGCUAUGGCGAUGCCUAUGUCCUUCUGCCGAUAUGGCCACGCUCUCAAGACUAAUUAGCCCUCGUGGCAACGCUCACAUCUCCAAUAGACCAGGUCGGCGAGAGUACCACCGCAUUCCUGUUGUCCCUCGUACUAACCAGUCGCGCGAUGAUUACCCCCCAGGUGAGAAAAUACGGAUUGAGUACCUGAAGCGAGUAGCAAACCGAAGCCCGUGGGUUCCUGGGAUGCUCUUCGGGGACACCGAAGCUGUAACCGCAAAGCUCGAGUCGAUUCCAACGAAGACCAUCUACGCCGCUAUCAAAGAGCUCACGAGAGUCGAAGAUGCGUAUAAAUCAAUUGUAAAAUUAGUCGAAUAUCUAGUAAGAGAAAGAAAAGAGAAGCCAAAUGCUAUACUCUAUGAGAGCCUUAUAAAGGCGAAUAUCGACAAAAACCAUGGGUCCGCAGAGAUCGCCGGUCGAUUACUCCAGGAAAUGGAGAGACUAGGCAUUCCAACGACACCGCAAAUCUAUCAAGCUCUCCUAGAAGUUACGGCGGUUCAUCCUGAUUAUACUCUUCGAAACACCGUGCUCUUCGAGAUGAAAAAUCGGUGGUAUACACCAACAGCAGAUGACUUGGUAAAUAUUACUGUUGGACUAUUGAGAGAUAGCCAAUACGAGCUUGCGCUUGAGAAAUUAGAGGAAUUGCAUAAGGAUCCCCUCAACACCCCCCUCUGGCUCUACGACGUAUUCCUUUAUACCUUUGGGGACUUAGGCUUCCACGGAGAGACGCUCUCAAUUCUCAAGCAUCGAAUGAAGGUUGCAAACAUGGUCAGAGAGCCAUUGUCCCUGAAUUCAUGGCAGUUUCUUCUCGACGUAUUUAGUAGGGACGCUUUUUACGAAGGGAUAAAAUAUAUAUGGGACCGCUCAGUCUCCCCUAAAUAUAUUAAUCCACCAGAUGGCGUCAUUCUAAAUAUUAUAAAUGCGGCGUCGAAUCAUGGAGACGCAAGCUUAGCCAUAAGCGCAAUUCAGAUGCUUUCAAACCGCGGCAAGAAACUUGAGCUGCACCACUAUGAGGCUCUCGUAGAUAUCCACGCCCAGCAGAAGGAGCUUCGUAAAGCGUUUACGACCUUAUGUAUCAUGUCCAAGGCAGAUCUACGUCCUUGUCUCUCCAGUACGCGAUCCAUUUAUCGAGUGUUACGCGAUUCGUCCUCGGAAACAGAUAAUGCUUUGGCGAUAUUAAACGACCUCCGGUUACAUCAUCAUGUCCCUACAGCCGCAUUCAACGUUGUCUUGGAGACUACGGAAAUUCAUCACGGGUUCAAAGCAGCCUUGGAUCUCUAUAGAAGCGUCCGGCAGAUUUGUGCUGACGGUCCGGAUCUUGAAACCUACCAUAUUCUCCUUGGCAACUGCACAAUGAAGAAGGCAAUGAACUUUUUAUUCGCAGAGAUGGAGGCUUUCUCCGUCGAACCUACCCAAACCACAUACGACCAUCUCAUUCGAAUCUCUUGCAUGCAGGAGAAUUAUGAGCAGGCAUUCGCAUUCCUUGAGAAGAUGAAGUCUUGUAAGACAGGAGGAGUGUCAAAUAACUGGUGGAUGAGUAGGGGUUCGGCCUUGGCGCUCAUCAGAAGGUGCAUCCAAGCCGAGGAUAUCAGAGCACAGGAACUUAUUGAGGAAUGUCGUAAGAGGCGCAUAUCCAUUGAUGUGGAAGUGCAGAAAUUACUCGAGACGAUCCAAAGGCAGAAGGAGUCGGCUAAAUUAGAUGCAAGUGACCCUAUAGAACCACUAUCUAUAGUACCAGCCACUGCGAUAUCUCCAGAAGAGGCUCAGAGCUCAAAGCCUAUGGCACUGUCGAGUUGGAUGUAGAGCUAACUCGGUGGGAAUGUAAUACGUCAUAAUUCAAUUGGCUACGCCGUGGGCCUUUGAUCGCUAUGCCUCGAUGUGUGAUGCUAAGACUUACUUUCUCAUAUCACCCUUCCGGAUUCGUGUGCCUAUAUGAAGACGAUACCUCAUCGAUUCUAUGGUCUAUGCCGUUGCGGUCUUAGUCUGAGCUCAUCAACGGCGUUCAGGUGCGUAGACUAGCUGCGUAGUCGAGACGUUCUUGGUGAGGUAUUGGAUAGUACUGUUUGUGACAUCACGUAUUCAUAGCCGAUUUGUCUACCUAAUCUAUAUUUAAAUGGAUAUGCUAAUGAUUAACAUUUGGAUCCUAUACUUUGAUAAUCCACCAUGAUUUUGAGGUUUGACUUCCCAUGCUAGUUGCCACUUUAUAUAGCGUAGUUGAAAAUGCCCAGAUACAAAAUCAAACC
Molecule: messenger RNA, 2432 nt
Organism: Daldinia decipiens
Lineage: Eukaryota; Fungi; Ascomycota; Sordariomycetes; Xylariales; Hypoxylaceae
Exons: 2
Coding region: 124-1992 (622 amino acids)
Molecular function (GO): protein binding
Source: RefSeq, a predicted model, not a curated record